AAGUAAAGCAAGAUGGCCUUUGGUGGAGUAUACGUUACUGUGGCCAUUAUAGUAAUGCGUUCUUAAUCGUUACGUACCUGUACACAUAUAUGAUGUUUGAUAGAGUAAAAAUGAUUAAUAAUUGUUUGUAUUCGGUUACAUUAGUCUAAGCGCAUUUUGAAGCUCCUCGUGCUAGCUUAGCUUGCUAGUUAUCUUAGCUUGUUAGCUGCUAACAAAGAGACGCGGAAGUUAUCAACACAUCGCUAAGCAGAGAUCAAGUGUGAGUGUAAAGUGUUGUGAUUGUGUAAAAAUGUGCGAAAGAACGAUAGCAGAGUACGAGGAGGAGCUUUGUCAAACAAAAGAAGAGAACGAGCGACAACAUCAACUACUGGACGCUGUUUUCAAGAAGCAUCAAGUUGUGCUACACAGAACAGUACAUUCGACUCCCAGAGUGCGUGGGAGCCAGAGCACGGCCCCAUCACCCCCGAGAGCCCAACCCACAAACAGUAGGCGUGGUGCCCAGGAAACCAGGGACCACCGCCCCCACGCAGCCAAGCCGGCCAGCGACAGGAACCCCAGAGCCCGGCCCACCGUACCGCCCACAAGGGCCAGCAGCAGGCCGCAGACAGACACACCCGGCAGAGGACAGGGCACGAGAAAAGCAGGGGACAGCCAGACCCCAAGCCAGCGAGAGACCAUACCCCACACGGGCAGAAAGGCGAGACGCCCCGCCCGAGGGACCCAGAGACUCCCCGCAACCGGACGGGAAGACCGCCCCCGCCCCACCGGCAACCGGGCCCCCACGAGCCCACCCCCCACCCCCGGAGAGCGCGGCGAGGCCAGCCCCCGGCCACCCCACGCAAAUCGGCCGCCGCAGGACCACCCAGGCACAGGGCCACGGGAACCACCCACCCCACCCGCAGGGACCCCAACGAUGGAGAUGGAACAACCAGCAACCGCCCCGCCGAGCCCCCCCUCUGAGGGAGGGGAAAAAUUAAAAAAUAAUAUUAAUAAAAUAUAUAAAAAAAUUAAAAAAUUUAAAAAAAGAAUUAAAAGAAGAUCACAGACAUGCUGACAAACAAGGUCACUACCCCAGCAACUGGCCGACUCGUAGCACCUCGGAAUACCUUGCAGCACCAAGCUACCACAAUAGACGCAGGGACUAGUCCCAACAGGCCCCAACCAAGACGGGCACCCGGAAGGGAUGGACAGCGGGACCCAGGAGCUCCAGACACGCAGUUCGGAUGCAGUAGCCUGAGCCGUCGACCCCCGUCUGACAGGCAGGCCCAGAGCGUACCCCCAGAAAUAUACAUACAUACAUACACAUAUACAUACACAUACACACAUACAUGUAUACAUACCCACACAUACACAUAUAUACAUAUACAUACACAUAUGUACACAUACACACACACACAUAUACAUACAUAUACACAGUUCGUCAGCCCCGACAGCCAUCACGCGCGCGCGCUGCCACCAAUCACAACAUCAGCCACACCCUUGCACCAGACCCAGCAGCCACGGGCGCCCACACCACAAACAAACGGCAGCAGAAACAGCAGCCGCAAUAACCCCAGACAGCCAGCACCAGCCAAUCAAAUCAAAGCGAUCAAAAAAAACCGUGACCAGCAACCACACGCCACCAGGACCACGGAGACCAGCCGGCGCCAGCCCGCCAGUCAGCCCGAACGCCAACACGCAAACAAGAGACACCAACACCCCCCCCCCACCAAAAGGCCCCCCACCCCAACCCAAACCCGCACAAACACACCACCGCCCAAACAACCGAGACACAGCAUCCAGACCAGACACGGGGGCUGCGCCGCCACCACAUCAAGUCACCAACAGAGACCCCACAGCGCAAAGUCGGGCCACACGGGCACGGACCCCACCCAACAGGAAGUGAGACCCGCGCGACGCCACACACAAAUAAAUAAUAAGAUUUUAAAAAAAAAUUAAAAAAUAAAAUAAAAUAAAAAUAAGUAAAUAAUAAAAAUAAAAAUAAUAAAUACAUUAAAAAUAAAAAAUAAAUAUAACAAUAAUAAAUGAAUAAAAGCCUGGCAGGCCACCAGACCGCAGUCCCCGCCGGCCGACGAGGCAAUGAGGGGUGCGCCGAACCCCAUCCCCCCAUGCAUGUGUACAAGGCCCCCAGAGUGUCUACUGUGUAGUUAAAAUUAGGAGGUCAGCCGUUACAGCCGACCUCCAGUCCCUAUUGAUGUGUGUACUGUAGCGUGAGUGAGAUAUGUAUGCUUGUGGGAACUAAUAAUGCGAUUAAAAUUGGGGGACAUCAAGGUCAUGGUGGGUCCCAACCAAGCCAAGCCCCCCAAAUCCUAAGUGUCUAAUAUGCAGCUAAGAUUGAGGGAUGGACGAGCAGGGGACAAGACAGGAGGACUGGAGCCCCAUUGGAGGCAUCCUCAACCCCCCGCCAUGCCUCCCCGCAGGACAAUCCCCAAAGUCCUAUAUAUGUGUGACUGUGUGCGCUAUACGUAGGAGGAGUAGAGGGCCCGGACCACAAUUCAUUCUUACCACAACUGUCUGUAACUCUGCCUACACAUGUGCCACUUCUCAAACUACCAAGACAGACACAUUACAUAAACUACACAAAAACUCCUAAAAAUCAUUACACUAUUGGUUGGCUGAAGGUUAUUUCGAAUAUGUAUACCAUUUCAACAUGAUACAUCACAUAUUUUCAAUUAUUUUUUACAAUAUGUCCAAAAAGGAGAAGGAAGAAGCGGAUCUUAUUUAAUCCUACCCCCUUUCCACUUUAUAGCAACUACUGACACCGUUAGUGUUUGUGGUUCACUUCCUGUUGUCAGUUUGUUCCACAGUUCCCAUCACUCAAUCUAAACACAACAGUUCUCUUACAGUCAAAAAAUAGCUUAGUCAGUUAUGAUUUACAUAAUGAAAACCUGUUCAUGAGAACGAGACAGUUUCAGACACACAAUAUUUAUGAGAGGUUGAUGUUCCUCUCAGUUUGUGACAAUGUGUAUCAACAUGUUUAGACAAAACUCACACAGUCACCAAAUAUAUUUGACCAUGGCGUCAAUAUAUUUAAUAGUUUCAUAGCUAAUUUCACUUCCUGAUUCUGACCUACAUGCAUCAAUAAGUGAAAGUAAACAUUUAUUGUCAAUCAUCUUUUAAGUCAUGAUUGUGACUAUGUCAUGACAAGAUGAAGGUUAGGACUAAGGUUUAGGUGUAAUAGGUCAACAUGUGGACAGAAGAAAAUGGUUCAUCACUUUACACUGGAUGUUUAAAAAAUUCUGAUAUAACUUUUAGGAAUAUUUUUAUCAGUGCUGGCUUGUCCUUCUGAAAUAUUUUUAAAUGUAUCUUGCUCUUCUAAAUGAAAAGGCAUUCAUUUCAAUUUAACAGCAGCUGUGACAAUUAGGCCAAUGGCGCUAACAUGAUAGUCGGUGUUAGUUAGUACCUGUUGUAUUUACGGCAGAUGCUAGCAUGAGAUCGGAGCGGUUUGAACAUGCGACAUUCUACAUGCUGUGAGUUCAAAUGUCUCUGCUCGUGUUUCCUCCUUUUGUCGGAACAGCAACUUCGCAACUGUUGCAAGUCGCGCAGUUGCAAGUCGCGCAGUUGCAAUAAUUUUUGGUAAAAUAUAGCCAGACUUCGGAGUGUUUCUGCCGCCUGGUCGCCAUGUUUCUCGCUGUCUGAAGUGACUACGCACAUUGUGUACCGACUACGCACAUUGCAUAACAACGUCAUUCCCGCUUGCAGGGUUCGUUAAGGGAAUCGUUUAAAAAAUGGGAAAGCGAUUCCCAGGAAUUGAUACACUGGGAACCAAUGCUGAACAAGAACCGGUUUGUGAUUCUCAUCCCUACUUACUUAUCUAACAGAAGCCCAGCAGGAUUUGACCUGAAGAAAAUCCUGUCCUGGGAACAGAACUUGUGUUAAUGCCACACUUGAUGAUUAUUGGUUGUUGAUGUCUGCUUGGAAAUAUCACCACGGUGACAAGAGUCAUAGUAGAUGUAAUGUGUAGCAAUAUAAAAGGGACCCUGUUAUGCAAAACCAACUUUGUCUGUUCUACAGACAUCCAGCAGCUAAUUGGACAUCGAGAAGAACGUGUCCCUCAAAUGCAGGGGGGCAGCUUCCCUUUGGAGCAGAAGGUUCCACAGCCCCCACAUUUUAAAGAGGAAGAAGAGGAACCACGUCCCCUUCAUGUUGAAGAGGAAGAGCCAUAUUCCCUUCAAAUUAAAGAGGAAGAGAAAGAACUCUGGAUCACUCAGGAGGAAGAGUGUCUUCUAAGGCAAGAGGAGGCUGAUCUCACCAAGUUUCCACUGACUGUUGUCUCUGUAAAGACUGAAGACCAUGAAGACAAACCGCCUGAGUCCUCACAGCUUCAUCACAGUCCAAGUGAGGAGAAGAGAGAGGGGGAGCCUCCAAGCAGCAGCUCAACUCAACACAUGACAACAGAAGCUGAUGGAGACCACUGUGGAGGAUCACAAGCAGACAAGCUCUUAGCUCCACUAUCAGACAGUGACGACAUAACGUCAGACGUUUAUGUAAAUAUGGAAUCACACAUGAAAACACACACAGGAGAAAAACCUUUCAGUUGUUCAUUUUGUGGUAGACAAUUCUCUGUAAAAAGUAAUAUGAAAUCACACGUGAGAACACACACAGGAGAAAAACCCUUUGCUUGUUCAGUUUGUGCAAAAGGGUUUCUUUUAAAAUGUAAUUUGACUCGACAUAUGAGAACACACACGGGAGAAAAACCUUUCAGUUGUUCAAUUUGCUGUAAAACAUUCUCUCUCAAAGGCCAUGUGCAAACACACAUGAAAACGCACACAGGAGAUAAACCUUUCGGUUGUUCAGUUUGCUGUAAAACAUUCUCUCUCAAAGGUCAUAUGCAAAUACAUAUGAGGACACACACAGGAGAAACUCCCUUUCGUUGUUCAGUUUGUGCAAAAGGCUUUGUUAAAAACUUUAACUUGUCUAAGCACAUGAGAUCACACACAGGAGAUAUACAAUUCAGUUGUUUAGUGUGUGGUAAAAGUUUCUCUGACAAAUAUAGUUUUCAAAGACACAUGAGAACACACACAGGAGAAAAACCUUUCAGUUGUUCAGUGUGCGGCAAAAGAUUUUCUGACCAAAGUAAUAUUCAAUCACACAUGAGAACGCACACAGGACAAAAACCUUUCAGCUGCUCAGUGUGUGGUAAAAGAUUCUCGGACAGAAGUAAUAUUCAAAAACACAUAAGAAUGCACACAGGAGAAAAACCUUUCAACUGUUCAGUGUGUGGUAAAAGAUUCUCUGACAAAAGUAAUAUGCAUUCACACAAGAGAACACACAAAGGAAAAUAACUUUUCCUUUUUUGGAAGUCCUCUUUGAGUGGACUUAUAAGUUGUAUUCAGUCAAGUGACUUUAGAACGGAAGUAAACAAAGUGGUGGGCCAACAUGGCUACUGUGCAGCAAACAGAGUGCAAACUAUCUGAGAAAGCAAGUGGCCAACCUCUUACCACUAAAAGCAGAUACGAGCAAAAAAUCUAACGAUUCAAUGGAAUAGAUCCCUAUACUUUAUCAAAAAAAGAUGUGUCGAGUGAAAUCAAUGAUUAUACGUCGGUGGUGUUCCCAGACAUGUGAAAUUAUUGUGCUCCAGACAUCAUUCUACACAACAAAACAGAUGGAAACUUGGAAAAAGAUGAAGGUCUACUACUUCUUUGUGUGUGGCUGAGUCAAGGACGUUGGUAUCAAGACUCACCCUGAUAAAUAUGCAUCGUUUUUGCCGGCGUAAGGUUGCAUUUCAUGAUUUAACUUCACGUCUACUGCCAUGUUUGUUGUUGUUGCACGCACUGUUUACGAGUAGCAUGUUUUUUUUAAAAUCAAAUUAUAACUAUAGAUGUCAAGUGUAUGUGCUGAAAGAUUAAUUUAUGAUUGUUUAUGAAAAUAUAACUAUAGAUGUCAACAUUGUGUAUGCGCUGAAAGAUUCAUUUAUGAUUGUUAAUCAAAAUAUAACUAUAGAUGUCAACAUUGUGUAUGUGCUGAAAGAUUAAUUAAUGAUUGUUUAUCAAAAUAUAACUAGAUGUCAACAUUGUAUAUGUGCUAAAAGAUUCAUUUAUGAUUGUUUAUCAAAAUAUAAAUAUAUAGAUGUCAACAUUGUAUAUGUGCUGAAAGAUUCAUUUAUGAUUGUUUAUCAAAAUAUAACUAUAGAUGUCAACAUUGUGUAUGUGCUGAAAUAUUCAUUUAUGAUUGUUGUCUUUGGUAAAAACUUAACUCUUUUAGGUUUUACUCACAUUUGCUUUCUUUUAUUUAGACUCGCCAGUUGGUGCUUUUCGAAACUGUGUUUUAAGAACUCUGAAACAAGAUAAAAUGCAAAUAAUAUCAAGACAAUACUUCACGUUAAAAGUAUAUCAAACAAACCUUUAACGAAGUGAUCACAUCAAACUAGUGCAUUCUUCGACUCUGCUUCCUUUCGACUGGAGUGUGAGAUACUUUUCUUGUCGUCUUUUUUUAAAUCUUGCAGUCUUGCACCAUUUUUUAUUACCUCUCAAGGAACUCUGAAGAAAAUAUUCACGAUUUGAACGCUUCCAACAGCCUAAAAUAACGCAAGGAUGGGUCAUUUUUCUUCAAGAAAGACAAUAUGCCGCCCAAAACGCUAUGACAACACUCGCUCGCUGGCCCACUGCUUCAAGUCUCGUAUAUUUAAUGAGCUGGAUGAAGCUGUAUUGACUAAAGGUGUAGGUCCUAAAGGUUGCAAAAAUCCCCCUUAAAUAUAACUGUUGAAAUAAUGAGGAGUGUCAAAUUAUGGCAUUAAUUGUGAAUUAUUAAUCAGUUAAUUUUUUGUUUUUAAUUAUGUUAAUUAAAUGUUAAAUAUAUAACAUUAUUUUCUCUGGAUGCCUGCGACUCUGUCGGUUUCCUCGCCCGCUGUGAUUGAUGGGUCUCUUUUAUUCACUAAAUUAUUAUUUUGAAAAAGUAACAUAGGUCAAUGUUCAAAACUUGCGUUUGUAUUUCUCCGGAAAUUGUUUUUACUGUUUUUAAUGUGCUAACAUCAGCAUUUUAUAUUGACCUGAUGUUUUAUUGUGGUAAGUGGCUAAGACAGCAUUUGUUUAAAGUCUGUUAAAUAAAACAGGAAUCACUUCAUAAAGACACUUUUUUUGUUUAUCAAUCUUUUGAUCAGCCAUAAUUACGUAUUGAAUUUAAAUGAAGAUUCUUUAUUGUCAUUCAAGCAUAGCAUCAUUGAUGUGUUUGCAGAACAACAUUGUGUUGCAUUUUGGCCUCAACAAAAAUAGUUGGAUAAACAACAAAUUAAAACAAUAAACAUAAUAAUGAAACUAAAUUAAAGUAAGAUAAAAACAAACAAAAACCAGGACCUCAAGUUGAGAGAUGGUCCGUUGAACAGGACUGGAUCAUAAACCAUGCAUCUCACCUGGAAAGGCGAUGGCUGAGGAGGUAUUCCGACAAGUUGGCAAACUUUGCGGCCAAUUUAGACCUGGUAAUGGCAAGAACGACCCCCUUUUCUUGGCAAGGAUUGUGAGUCACUCAUCAAAAUGGGAAUAUAUGAACAUUCAAGCAGUUGGCGUCCUGAUAACAGCAGACAUUGUACAGUGAGUGAUUAUUAUGUUUGUUGGCUCUCAUGAAGUCUGCACUGAGUAAUAAUCGGUGAUGAAGAAAAAUAAAAGCACAUUUUGUGAUGCGUUUUUGAAAUGUAUGUGCCAUGUAUGCUUAAAAUGAUCAAAAUAUAUAUUAAAUGUUAUUAUAAAUGUUACUACAUUACAUAUAUACCUGCAUCAUUUAUAUACAACCUCAAUAGAGUUGUUUGGAAGUUUUUUCAAGGGUUUUUUUAUGCAGUAUAGAGUGACUCCUAUAGGCUCAAUUGUAAGCGAACAUUUGAUCGCAUUUAUUUAAUAUUUAGAAUGCAUAAAAAAUAUAUCCGUCGUGAUGUAUUUCAUUAUGACAGUGAAAGAUAGGAAAAAUUCCAAAAAAAUGCAGUUCCCCUUUAAAUAUUGUGUAAACAAAGAUCUUGUUUAGACCAGGUGUGUCUAACAUUUUUGACUUGGGGCCGCAUUGGGCUAAAAAAGAUGACUGUAUGUGAAGAAGCAGUAAGUGUGUAUAUAUACACACAUAUAUAUAUAUAUAUAUAUAUAUAUAUAUAUAUAUGUAAUAUUAAGAGUAUGUGAAAGUUGGACUCCUACCUUGUUUACUUCAAAGAUUAGCAUCAGAACGAAUUAAUCCUUGAUUAAAAAAAAAAACAAAAAAAAAAAAACGCACCAGCGCCACUUAAACCCUUUGUCCAGUCAGAUUCAGAAUCAGAAUCAGAAAUACUUUAAUAAUCCCCAAGGGGAAAUUAAGAUUUUCAGCACAAUCCCAUUCAAAAGCAGACAAACAUUACAGGGAGACAGAACAGGGUUGCCAACUUCCGGCACCCUUACAAAAAGGGGAGAAACAGGGGAGGGGGCGUGAGAAAAAAAAAAUUCUGUGUACGUUUGGGCCCCUGGAGAGGGGGUCCAGACUGAGGCCAAGGGAAAAAAACCUCAUAACCAUAACACACAUAAACGUGUGUAAGAGGGAAACAUUAAAUACAUUAAAAGAGCAAAGCUGAUGCAACCAGCCACUUCUACACACAGCCACAAAAGUAAAAUAACAACAACAAAAACAAACAUAUACACUGUGGUGGCCUCUACGGUGUUCCACGCCAUCGUCUGCUGCUGUGACAACUAGAAACACAUGUGCCUACACCAGGGGGCAGUGUAGCAUACCCAGAUGUAAAACCUCUUUUGCACAAUCAGCCUUUUAAUAUAAAGCGAUAAAGGAAUGGAACAACCUCACAACAAACCUGAAAAGUUUGCUGUUUGGUCACAAUACCAAGCAACAUGUUUGGAGGAGAAAAGGUGAGCCCUUAAAUCCCAGGAACACCAUUCCUACCGUCAAGCAUAGUGGUGGUAGUAUUAUGCCCAGGGCCUGUUUUGCUGCCAAUGGAACGGGUGCUUUAAAUGGGACAAUGAAAAAGGAGGAUUACCUCCAAAUUCUUCAGGACAAUCCAAAAUCAUCAGCCCGCAGGUUGGGUCUUGGGCGCAAUUGGGUGUUCCAACAGGACAAUGACCCCAAACACACGUCAAAAAUGGUAAAGGAAUGGCUAAAUCAGGCUACAAUGACAGUUUUAGAACGGCCUUCCCAAAGUUCUGACUUAAACGUGUGGACAAUGCUGAAGAAACAAGUCCAUGUCAGAAAACCAACAAAUGUAGCUGAAUUGCACCAAUUUUGGCAAGAGGAGUGGUCAAAAACUCAACCAGAAGCUUGCCAGAAGCUUGUGGAUGGCUACCAAAAGUGCCUUAUUGCAGUGAAACUUGCCAUGGGACAUGUAACCAAAUAUGAACUAU
Molecule: messenger RNA, 9299 nt
Organism: Nerophis lumbriciformis (worm pipefish)
Lineage: Eukaryota; Metazoa; Chordata; Actinopteri; Syngnathiformes; Syngnathidae
Biological process (GO): regulation of transcription by RNA polymerase II
Cellular component (GO): nucleoplasm
Molecular function (GO): DNA-binding transcription repressor activity, RNA polymerase II-specific; RNA polymerase II cis-regulatory region sequence-specific DNA binding
Source: RefSeq, a predicted model, not a curated record